GCCCCGGCCCCGCCGAGCUGCUGAGCGGGGACCUGCCCGCUGAGCCCCUGCCGCACUUCGCCGCGCUGCUGGACGAGGUGCUCGUGCCCAUCCUGACGAACCGGAGGAACCAUCAGGGCUGGCCACGAGUGGUGUCACAAGACAUCAUCCAUCAUGUCCACAGCCUCAGAAACACUGUCUUCAAGGUCGUUGGCCAAGUCAAGGGCAAGACCUUGCUGCCUCUUCCAGCUGUCUCAGAGGGAAUUGAGAACCUUGAUCCUAAAAAUGAGAAAUUCUUGGAGCUGAUCAAUAAAUCCCUGGUACAUGCCACUGAGUCAGCCAUCAUUGACUGGAGCCAGCAGAUCCAGAGAGUGCUGAAGAAAGAGUCCUCAGAGCCUCUCCUGCAAGGCACCAACCCGACCCCGAAGGUGGAACUGGAGUUCUGGAAGAGCAGGUGUGCUGACCUGGAAGGAAUCUACAGCCAGCUGACAUCCAGGAGGGUCAGCAACAUGCUGGAGGUGCUGGAGAGAGUGCAGAGCAUCUACGUGCCAGCCUUCCAAAACAUGCUGCUGGAUGUGCAGGCAGCUCUGAGUGAAGCUCAGGACAUUGACCUGCACCUGACAGCCCUCCAGCAGCCCCUGGAGGACAUAGAGGCUGUUGAGUUCAGCAGGGUGAAGCCUCUCCUGGUCCCUCUGCUGCACGUGGUGUGUUGGAUCUGGGUCACCUCCAAGCACUACGGUGUGCCUGUGAGGAUCGUGGUGCUGCUCCAGGAAAUCUGCAACCUUCUCAUUCAGCAGGCUGUGCUGUACCUGUCUCCAGAGGACCUUCUGAAAGGAGAGAUGGAAGAGAGCCUGGGCAAGGUGCAAACGGUGUUGGGCAUCCUGAGUGCCUUCAAGGGGGCGUUUGAGGAGAGACGGGAGAACCUGCACGUGUACUGUGAGCCAGGCCAGGAGCUGAGGAGCUGGGACUUCCACAGCAGGCUGGUGUUUGCAAGGCUGGACAGCUUCCUGCAGAGGCUGCAGACGGUCAAGGGCCUCCUGACCACGGCCCUGGACCUGACACAGCUGGAGAAGAUUGAGCUUGGGGGGAUGAAAGGGAAGGCGCUGGCCCAGCAGGUGCUGGACAUGUACGAGGAGUUCCAGGAGGGCUUCCAGGUGUUCUCAGAGCGAAGCUACGACUGCCUGGACCUGGCCAACGUGGAGUUUGAGCAGGAUGCCCUGGGCUUCCAGCAGAGGGUGGAGGACAUUGACCGUCGGCUGGCCACGGUGUUCAGCCAGGCCUUCAGCGACGCCCCGGGCCUGGAGCACGUCUGCAAGCUGCUGGCCAUGUUCCAGAACCUCCUGGAGCGCCCAGGGAUGGCUGCAGUCGCUGCUGACAAGGUCCCUGUCCUCCUCAGCAUGUUCAGCACUGCCCUGGACCAGGCCAGGCUCACCUACAGCAGGCACACCCAGGCAGGGCUGCAGCUCGGGUUCCCCCCCCUGCACAAGAACGUCCCUCCCGUGGCCGGGGCGCUGGGCUGGGCGCGGGAGCUGCGGGCGCGGAUCCAGAGACCCCUGGAGCACCUGAGGCACGUCCCACGGCUGAGCUUGGACUCUGCCCGUGGAAGAAGGGUGAUGCAGAAAUAUGAAGAGAUGAUCCAGCUGCUCGACAGGUAUCAGGAAAAGCUGUAUUUAGACUGGUCCCAGACAGUCUCGGAAAAAUCCCAGUACAACCUCAGUCAGCCCCUCCUGCGGCGAGAUCCACAGACCAAACUGCUCUCGGUCAAUUUUGAUCCCCAGCUGGUGUCGGUGCUGAGGGAGGUGAGCUACCUGCAGGGCAGCGGGGCAGGAGCCAUCCCCCCAGCAGCAGCUGCCAUCUAUUCCUGCAAGGAGUCCUUCCAGCAGCUGGUGGCCAGCCUGGAGCUGUUGGGGAACAAGUACAACAGGGUCCUGAGGACGGUGCUGGAGGUGGAAUAUCCUCUGGUGCAGGGGCAGCUGCAGGACAUCGACUUGAAGCUGAGAGAGGCAGAAGAAACACUGACCUGGAAGAUGGAGGGUGUCUGGGAUCACAUCUCCGGGGUGAUGGGCGAUGUCUGUGACCUGGAGCAGAGGGUGCAGAAAGCCAAGGAGAAUGUUGAGGAGAUCCAGAGCAUCGUGCAGUCGUGGGAGUCACCCAUACUGGAGAGGAGGGAUCCCAAAAAGGAGUCAGUGCUGAGCCUGGAGGAGUGCCAGGAGUGCCUGGAGCGCCGCUGCAGCCUGGUCAGGGACUCUGGGCACAGGAUCCACUGCCUGGUGCAGGAAAACCAGAGCCUCCUACUUGCAGAGCCAGCCUCUGAUGCCUGGAAGGUGUAUUUGGAUUAUGUGGAUGAGAUAGUCCUGGAUGGAUUCUUCACUGCCAUUGAGUGCUCACUCAAGUACCUCCUGGAGAGCACAGAUCCCGAGGCAGGGCUCGCUCCCCUGUUUGAGGUGCAGCUGGAUUUGGUGAUCCCAGAUUUGGUGUUUCACCCUCCCUUGGACCCUGGCACCAACGAUGGUUUCUGUGACAUGGUGGAAAAUCUUCUCCAGGGCAUCUUCCACAUCUCCUCACUGGUGCCCCGGCUGGCUGUGCACAGCGGCCUCUGCCACUACCAGGCUGACCUGGAGGCCAUGCCUGGCCUGUGUUCAGCUCGCCAGGAGCUGCUGAGCCGUGCCCGCGCAGCAGCGGCCUCGUGCUGCGAGCACCGUGCGGGGCUGGAGCGAUUCUCACACCUCUUUGGGGAGGACAGGAGGGAGCAGUGCCGCCAGCUGCUGCUCUGUGGCCGAUCUGUCCCUGCAGACAUGGAGCCCCAGCCCCAGGACGGGGUCCCCGCGGCGCCGCCCUCGCUGCAGCAGAUCCGGGAGCAGCUCGGCUCCUACGAGCGGCUCCACGAGGAGGUGGCUCACCUGCAGCCCGUCUGCACCUUCCAGGGCUGGCUCAGGCUCGAUGCACGGCCCUUCAGGGCAGCCCUGCUCAAUGAGAUUAAAAGGUGGAGCCUGGUGUUCAAGCAGCACCUCCUGGACCAUGUCACACACAGCCUGGCUGACCUGGACGAGUUCAUCCAAACUACCGAGAAGGGUUUGAGCAGGAAGGUGGAGGAAGGUGACUCUGGUGGCUUGGUGGAGGUCAUGGGUCACCUGCUGGCUGUGAAGGAACGUCACAGUGCCACUGAUGCCAUGUUUGAGCCCCUGAAGGAAACCAUUGAGCUGCUGAGGGAUUAUGAGCAGGAGCUGCCUGAGGAAGUCCACCAGCAGCUGGAGGAGCUGCCGGAGCAGUGGAGCCAGGUGAAGAAGCUGGCUGAGGCCGUGAGGCAGCAGGUGGCCCCUCUGCAGGCCGGCCAGGUCAGCGCCCUGCGCCAGAGCUGCGCCGCCUUCGACGCCCGGCAGCUGCAGCUGCGCCAGCGCUUCGGCACCGAGGCGCCCUUCAGGUUUGACACUGAAAAGCCUUAUCAACUGCUGGAUGCAAAGCACAUGGAGAUUAAACAGAUGGAGUCAGCCAUGACCUCGAUUUAUGAAUCAGCUGGUCUGUUUGAAGUCGUGGUGCCAGAGUAUAAACAACUGAAGCAGUGCAGGAAGGAGCUGUGUCUUCUCAAAGAGCUCUGGGACAUGAUCUCCCUGGUGAACAGCAGCCUGGAUGACUGGCAGAGCACCAGAUGGGUGGAUAUUAACGUGGAGAACAUGGAUCUGGAGUGCAAGAAGUUUGCAAGAGAGAUUCGGAGUUUGGAUAAGGAAAUGAGGGCGUGGGAUGCUUUCAGUGGGCUGGACAGCAAGGUGAAGAACAUGCUGACAGCCCUGAAGGCUGUGGCAGAGCUGCAAAAUCCUGCCAUCAGGGAAAGGCACUGGAAGCAGCUGAUGCAGGCGACGGGCGUGAGGUUUGUGAUGGACUCGGACACCACCCUGGCUGACCUCCUCAGGCUGAACCUGCAUGAAUUUGAGGGGGAGGUCCAUGGCAUUGUGGACAAAGCAGUGCGAGAGAUGAGCAUGGAGAAGGUGCUGAAGGAGCUGAGGGUCACUUGGAGCUCCAGGGAGUUUCAGUACGAGCCUCACCCCCGCACCAGCAUCCCCUUGCUCAAGUCAGAUGAGGAGCUGAUCGAAACUCUGGAAGACAACCAGGUGCAGCUGCAGAAUUUGAUGUCAUCCAAAUACAUUGCUUUCUUCCUGGAGGAGGUGUCUGCCUGGCAGAGGAAGCUCUCCACUGCUGACUCUGUCAUCUCCCUGUGGUUCGAGGUGCAGCGCACCUGGUCUCACCUGGAGAGCAUUUUCAUCGGCUCAGGAGACAUCCGGGCUCAGCUGCCCCAGGACUCCAGACGUUUCGAUGGCAUUGAUGUGGAUUUUAAAGAACUGGCCUAUGAAGUUCAGAAAACCCCAAAUGUAGUUGAAGCCACCAAUAAACCAGGACUGUCCCAGCAACUGGAGGACAUCCAGAGUAGGUUGUCUCUGUGUGAGAAGGCUUUGGCUGAAUAUUUGGACAUGAAAAGGUUGGCCUUUCCCAGAUUUUACUUCAUUUCUUCUGCAGAUUUACUGGAUAUUCUUUCCAAUGGCACCAACCCACAACUGGUGCAGCGUCACCUUCCCAAACUCUUUGACAACUUGGCCAAGCUGAAAUUCCAGGUGGACUCUGAGCAGAAGACAACCAAGGUUGGCCUGGGAAUGUACAGCAGAGAGGAGGAAUAUGUGCAGUUCAGUGAGCCCUGUGACUGCAGUGGGCAGGUGAGAGGGGAGCCCUGGUCUGUCCAGGCUGCUCCCACACCCCUUGUGGGGUUCCACUGCACUGCCUCUGUGAGAAAAGCUGGGAGAGGUGCUGUGGAGCUUAAUCCUUUCUCACACCACAGCUCUAGUCCUGCUCUGCAUGGGUCCUCACAGCCUGUGGUGUGAGGA
Molecule: messenger RNA, 4850 nt
Organism: Ficedula albicollis (Collared flycatcher)
Lineage: Eukaryota; Metazoa; Chordata; Aves; Passeriformes; Muscicapidae
Product: dynein heavy chain 9, axonemal
Exons: 23
Coding region: 489-4847 (1452 amino acids)
Source: RefSeq, a predicted model, not a curated record